AUGCUUCCCAUCAGAUCCAUUGCCGCCGGUACUUCGCGACUGCGGCUCGUCCGACCAAUCCUCUCCCAGAUUCCCCGCCAGAGAUGCUAUGCCUCUACCGCUGCACCACAACCGGAGCCCGUUCCGAGACUUCUUACAGGCAAUCCCGAAAUCGAUGAUCCGGGGAUGAAUGACGGCUACUCCCUUACUCAGCCACCUCCACUAAAACGUCAGUUCAGAGAUCCAUACGAGAAAUGGUGGGAUCCACAAGAGAGAAGAAACUUCGGCGAACCGGUCCACGAAGAUGAAGAUGUUCUCGGAAUUUUCACACUUUACGAAUACACCGUUGCCACACCAAAGCAAGCAGCCAUAUCGUUCUCCUGCUUCGUACUAGCGGCCUUUGGGCUUUGCGGUGCAAUCUAUUCGUUCUAUCCGGAUAAGCCAGCAGUUCCCAGAGAAUUUCCACAUAAUGGGUUAGAAAAAGCCCUGGGAGGAAAAGGCGCUCUCCUGGCAAAGCCAGAAGGUAGCUAUUGA
Messenger RNA from Orbilia oligospora ATCC 24927, 513 nucleotides. RefSeq lists its product as uncharacterized. The transcript is spliced from 4 exons. Bases 1 to 513 code for a protein of 170 amino acids. The record is from RefSeq and is a predicted model, not a curated record. NCBI's taxonomy places the organism in Eukaryota, Fungi, Ascomycota, Orbiliomycetes, Orbiliales, Orbiliaceae. Gene Ontology annotation, cellular component: mitochondrion.